AUGGUGAACAUGCAGGGCCAGAGUGCAGUACCAGUAGUACGUCUUGUCAUCGAACAGCUCGGACUUUUAUCACUUCGGCACGGGCGUCAGCGUCGCGUGCCUGCUUGCCGCGUUGGAAUCGUUGAACGAUGUGCGAAAUGGUUUGGGUUUGAUGACGGGACGUGCCAGUGGGUUCGUGUACCUAAGUCGCACCCAUCUGCCGGCCACUCUGUUUGGGACGCAACAAGCAGCGUCAACAAUGUAUUCAUCAGCUGCGGCUUGUACACGGUGUCGUAUGGCCGUCCGAGUUUUGACGGAACUGGACACGGUUCCGCGUACCAGUUGACGAAAUCGAACAUCGGGCCAGGGGGGCUGUUCACAAACUCAUACGAAUAA
Messenger RNA from Macrosiphum euphorbiae (potato aphid), 375 nucleotides. The record is from the annotation of a GenBank genome assembly. NCBI's taxonomy places the organism in Eukaryota, Metazoa, Arthropoda, Insecta, Hemiptera, Aphididae.